Molecule: messenger RNA, 1656 nt
Organism: Linum tenue
Lineage: Eukaryota; Viridiplantae; Streptophyta; Magnoliopsida; Malpighiales; Linaceae
Source: the annotation of a GenBank genome assembly
AUGUAUGAAACUGAACCCUUUCAAGAGAAUGAGGAUGUCCAGCAUACUGAGGUUUUGGUGCAUGAAUUGAGCAGCAGUGACUCUGGGGAUGAUGUCCCACCUACAAUGGACUCGGAUGAUUCUACUGAUGGUGAAGACACUAGUGAGGAGGAGGAGGAUGAUACAAUGGCAGUUUUUAGUAAUGCUUCCAGUGAAUCAGAGCACACAUCUGAUAGUAAUGGUGAAAUGGCUCCUGGUAAAAAAACCAAGAAUACCAAAGCAAGAGCUGUGAAUAAUGCUCCACCUCGACUGACAAGAUCCAGGGCUGCUGUAUCCGAGGCCACUGUUCAAGACAGGACUUCUGGAAGUAACAUUCCAGAUCUGCAAGAGACACGAGCAGAAGAAAACCAUUCAACAGAAGAUGAAGCUGCUUCCAAUGCUACAGAAGGUGCUGACAAGAGGAAGAGUCGCGGAAAGACCAAAGGAUAUGAGGUGAAGAAACGCUUAGAAGAGGGGACCAAAAUUGGCGGCAUAAUCAUUGAAGAAGGAGCAAAAGCACCUGUGGGUACCAACGAUAAGCUGUGGAAGAUGGAGAUAGGUGUUAUCGUCCGUGUGCUAGCUCCAAUUGGAAAAUUCUUCUGGAAGGAUCUCACUGAAGAAGAUAAGCUGCCACUCUUUGCCAAGCUGGAGAGUGAGUUUGAUGUAGACUUCACUGCACCACAUGUAAGAGAUAUGGUGGAUACUAUCAUGGCUCGUCGAUUCCGACAGUUCAAGUAUCGCUGCCAUCAACACUACAAGAAUGAGACGGACAAGGUGAAAGCUCGGGAGAAUCCAAUAGAGGAAGUGAACAUUGAUGACUGGAAGCUACUCUGCGACCAUUUUGAUAGUGUGCAAUUCAAGAAGCGAAGUGACAUAAAUGUAGACAAUAGAAGCCAAGUAUUGUAUCCUCAUACAACAGGUGCUAAGUCACUUAGUCAAAGGAUUUUUGAACUGAAUGAGAAGGAGAAGACGGCAAAUAGUGAGCAAACUAAUGAUGGAGUGGAGCCGAGUAACGGUGAGCAGCAGAAUGACUCAGCAGAGCAGCAGAACCCUACUGUGCCGCCUCCAGAGGUGGUUGUGUAUGCUGACACUCAUAAGAGGCGUGAUGGAAGCUGGGUUCAUCCAGAUGCUGAGAAAAAUUAUGCCAAUAUGACUGCCUUGAGCAGUCAGUCAGGUAAUAAUGUUCCAGGUUCUGAGAUUGUUGACAAGGUGCUGAAGAAAAAGCCAAGGGUAUCUAGAAAGGAAGCACGACGAUCGGCUAGAGAGAUUCAGCUGGAGAGAGAAUUGCAAGCCGAAAGGCUAGAAAGGCAGGCAGAAAGGGAGACUUUUGAAAGGCGGACCAAGCAAUUUGAGGAGCAAAUUGAAAUUCAGCAGUCGAAACUACAAACUCAAGACACAAAGUUUGAGGAGAUGGAAGCAUCGCAACACCGUCUUGAAGCUACUGUUCGUGACUUGGCUGCUAGAAUGGCUGGAAAUAACAACUGAAGGAGGUGAGAUGAUGCAUGUGAGGAGGGCAUGUGAGGAGGGCUGGACAGAGGUUGCUGAUUUAGGGAUUCAAGUAGUUGGCUUGAGUUGCUGCAUGAUUUUGGGGUACUAAACUAUUAGGAACGUUAAUAUUUAUCAGGUGUAAGUGUCGGA